Molecule: messenger RNA, 1698 nt
Organism: Cordyceps militaris CM01
Lineage: Eukaryota; Fungi; Ascomycota; Sordariomycetes; Hypocreales; Cordycipitaceae
Exons: 4
Coding region: 1-1698 (565 amino acids)
Source: RefSeq, a predicted model, not a curated record
AUGAAGAGGAUGGAUGAUAAUAUUCACGACACCAUGGCCACGCCUGGCGCGACCCCCGGGUCUGCGGUCCAAUACUGCUACAUGUUCGAGGGCGAUAAACGCCCGACCAAGCAGCUCGACGCACUCCUCAGAGCCAUUGCCAUGCACAUCAUACGCAAGAUUGGCGAUCGGAAUGAACCACAGCUCACCCCGAAAAAGCUCGCCGCCUUUUACCAGACUGUCGGCGGCGACUAUGAUUCCAUAUUCAUCGCGAUGCCCAACUCCUCCAUAUCAUAUAUAUGGCAAGUUACCGGGUGUCAGCACACCCUGUUACCCACCGACAACGACUUUGCGCCCCCGUCUAUACCCGCCUUGACCCCGCGUGGCUUUUCCCGUUGGGAGUCUGUCGAAAUCCUACUCGGCCCCGAGGAACACGUCCCGUUUUUGCAGUUUGCCGUCAAGAAUUGGAACUUGCGACAUCCAGAAACUGGCGAGUGCUUCCCCACAGAUUUACCCGCCGAUGUAUUCCCCUCCGAGGCCGAUGAGGAAGUCGAUCUGUGGCACAAGGCUUGUGGCGAGAGGUUGACGCGCGAGGCCGCUGGUCGACCAGUUCGCCCAACCAGGCACGCCAAACACGAGCAGGAACCCGAACCUGCCAAUGCCGAAUUCUCGCAAAAUCACACCAGAAACCAUUCACAAGGCGGCACGCCGCGCCAUCGGCAAAACGACGCCGACUACUUUGGCAGGUCAUUCAGCUACGUUAAUGCCCCCUCCAGUGGCCGCCCGCCCAAACAUGGCCAUUCUAGCCGCUCCCCUGAGAAGCGGUCGCGAAGCAACCGCAGCUUCAACGACAGAGUAAGACGGCGAAGCUUUCCCGACCUUGCUGCCUCACCCAGGGAUGAUGAACCAGAGCCGCGCUAUGCCCACGACGAAGCUUAUCUGGAUUCAAAGGAAGCGCGCCGCCCGGCAACGGGUAGACGGCAUAGUCAUCCCCGCCAUUACUCCUCUGACGAGGACAUGGAGCCCGAGCCGGUGAUUCCUAGGAGCAGGCGACGGCAAGGGGUUUCACCCCCUGGAAUACGCCGCUUCAGCCCACCAGAAUCAGGCCAUGGCAGUGGAUCAAGCUCGUCGCGCACCCAUCGAGCAGAGAGCGAUCUGAAAAAGCGUGUUGGACCUAGCCCACUUGGAUCUCUGCGAAGCAAGCUCACCGAAACCGUGUCGAGCUUCUUACCGAAUGGUCGCACGUCGCGACCAAAUUCCAGGAACCAAGGUAGCAACGAGCAUCUUCGCCAACGAAGGAGCCGCGAACAAGUUCGACCUACUCGCCUGAAUCGCAGUCACUCGGACCUGGACUCGGACAACGACUCAGACAUGGGACCCUUGGACGAUAUGUCGAGACGGCGCAGGCGGCCCGAGGAGCGGGACCGCGAUAGGUAUCGCGACGGCGGCCGUUUCCGGGAGGAGGACAGGGAGGAUGAAAGGGACUCUGGCAUGUAUCGUGACCGCCAGCAAAACCGUCGAGCGGAUGUCUACCGGCGUACCAGCAGCCACGCAGAUGUGGACAGACGGAGAGAGCAGGACAACUGGGAUCUCCGUGAUCGAGAGCGCCUCAAAAAAUGGGAUAAGGAGCGGAGAUCAUCUCCCGAGGAGACCCUCGAUAUACCCCCUCUAAACGGGCAGUUCUUUUCGAGACGGCAUCCCGAGCCAGCUUAUAGCUGA